This is a messenger RNA of Mercurialis annua (annual mercury), 463 nucleotides long. RefSeq lists its product as uncharacterized. Bases 85 to 327 code for a protein of 80 amino acids. The record is from RefSeq and is a predicted model, not a curated record. NCBI's taxonomy places the organism in Eukaryota, Viridiplantae, Streptophyta, Magnoliopsida, Malpighiales, Euphorbiaceae. The transcript is spliced from 2 exons.
CAAACCCUAUUAUUUUUCUAUUUAUACAUCUAAUUCAUUUUUGCACUCUAAAGUUUGAAUUCAAAGUUAAUCAAUCAUUUCAACAUGAAUACACAGAUCAGAAAGGAGACAUUGAGUAAUGCACAAGAUAAUGUGGAGAAAAGAAUUGAAACUACAGAUUACCGGUCAUCGGCGGGGCAAGGCCAAGAGUUGAGGAGCGUGGAGGUGAUUCACCAGACAAACCCUAAUAAGGAAAAUAUCCACACUAGCGGCGGUGUCUUGUCCGACGCUGCAGCUUCUGUGGCGGCAACUCUUCAGUCUGCCAAGGAGGCUAUUACCAAAAAUUGACAGCCCAAACCAGAAUUUGGCUGUAAAUUUAUUUCUUUACUUCUAUUUAAGUGAAUGUAUAAUUUAUUGGUUUGACAUCAUUUUUGUUGUGAAACAUGUACUAAUCAUCAAUAUUAUGGAGCACAUUUCUAGAUUA